AUGUCUCUACCAGACUGUUCCAGCUUCGAGAAUCCCUGCCAGACAUGCUUUUUGGGCGCAUCGACAGAAAUCCUGACCUACCCCUAUAAUAUCACGCAGACUGUCGAUGUCACAACCUUUACAUACGUGACGGGACAGGCAGAUGGAAGCAAUAGCACUCGCUUCGAAAUCAUAACAGCAGACUUCGAAACCGGUUCCGGCGCGCAGACAGUUCUUGAAGAGAAUGCGACAUCGACGUGGGUGCCGGUGGAUGGUGUUACCUUGACAUUCCCAACGACCUAUGCGUCCUUCGUCAGCUUCUCUGGCACUGCAGCCCCCAACGCAUCUCCCUCGGCGUGUGCAUCUUCGACCACUUUCGACGAGAUCACCUUCCCAGCUACAACGGCGCCAGCAUCGUUCAUCUAUGCUCCGGCCGUGGGCACUGACGCGUUUACCGAACUUACCGAAGGUCAAUUGCCAACAGCAGUGCUCGCUUAUCUCGGCGAGCUUGACGCCGUGGUGAGCCAGCUCGGUGGCAACGAACCGUCAGUGUGCGCUCCUACAACACCAAUCACCCUCACCUCGGCCGUGUCUUGCCUGACUACAUCGACGAUAUCGAUCUGUGUCCCGGUCACUAGUGAUGGCACGGUCACCUCCAGCUGCUCGCCAUCGGUUACCUCUUUCCCCACCGAGCUUCCACCAACAGAAGUGACCACAAAUGAGCCCCCACCAAAUAUCAAGACCGGUGCGGCUGCACUGAGAGGCAAUAAUGGGCCUAGAGACUUUAUUCCUUACUCACCACCGGGAGGAGGAAGUCCCAACCCAACGCCAGAUCCCCAGCUGCCGGAGAAUCCUACUCCAAAUACCGGUGGCAACAAUAAUGGCGGUAACAAUAAUGGCGGUAACAAUAAUGGUGGGGGUACCAAUAAUGGCGGCAACAACAGUGGUGGCGGCAACACCGGUGGUAACAAUGGCGGGACCAAUAACGGCGGAACGAACAGCGGCGGCGACACCCCCAGUGGUAACAACAGCCCGGCCCAGCCAGAGACACCAGGCCAACCCUCGGCACCGACUGACGGAACUUCAGGAAGCGGUGGAGAAUCUGGUCAGGGAGGUCAAGAGAACCCAGCGACUGGUGGCCAGUCCGCGAAUCCACAAGAUGGUACGUCACAGUCAGGACAGAAUCCUGUGUCCGCGCCAGAAGACGACACUCCAUCGUCAGCAGACUCGGCAUCUGCACCUCAAGAUGGCUCGUCUGGUUCGUCUUCGUCUUCGUCUUCGUCGUCUCCAGCAGAUCCUGGUUCAGGAUCAGAAGAUUCCACUCCACAAUUGGGACAGGACGGCUCAUCAGAUGCCGUUCCGGCUCCAGAAGAUGGAUCCACAUCGUCAGAAAGUGAGCAGACUCCUUCGAGUGAUGACAGCAGCGGUAACGACACGACAUCACCAUCUUCGUCAACCAGUGAUGACAGCAGCAGCGGCGACAACCAAUCUGGUUCUUCGUCCAGCGCAGCUGCUGCUGAUGAAGAUGAUUCUACCGAUUCCUCUUCGCCAUCGUCUCCGUCCGCCUCGAGUGAUGAUAACCCUUCAGAUCCCGAACUAACCGGUGCCCCUUCUUCAGGUUCUACCCCUUCUUCCGACGAUGAUACUUCUGGCAGCGGCACUACAGGCGCAGGUGACUAUAUCAUGAGCGGACUCAAUCCUGGCCCGAGCAGGACUCUGACAUCGGUAGGAUCUGCAGGUACUUCGGUCUCGGUCGAGCCAUAUACUGGUUCUGCAAUUGGACGUGCGAGCGCAUCGUUGAUGGCUUGCGUGUUGGGCUUUGUCGGCAUGGGAUUUACGUUUGCUGGGCUUUAG
This is a messenger RNA of Cercospora beticola, 1833 nucleotides long. RefSeq lists its product as uncharacterized. NCBI's taxonomy places the organism in Eukaryota, Fungi, Ascomycota, Dothideomycetes, Mycosphaerellales, Mycosphaerellaceae. The record is from RefSeq and is a predicted model, not a curated record.